This is a messenger RNA of Bombus pascuorum, 6523 nucleotides long. RefSeq names its product transducin beta-like protein 2. The transcript is spliced from 3 exons. The record is from RefSeq and is a predicted model, not a curated record. Bases 1363 to 3501 code for a protein of 712 amino acids. NCBI's taxonomy places the organism in Eukaryota, Metazoa, Arthropoda, Insecta, Hymenoptera, Apidae. Gene Ontology annotation, molecular function: protein binding; exonuclease activity; nucleic acid binding. Gene Ontology annotation, cellular component: endoplasmic reticulum; nucleus. Gene Ontology annotation, biological process: endoplasmic reticulum unfolded protein response.
CGGCGCGCGGUUUCUUACCCGCCAGACAUCCAAGUAUUCGAUCGCGCAAGUGCAACUUCCGUUUCGGUGGGAGAACACAACUACCUUCGUGGGGGUUUGAAAUGGUGGGGAAUCUUCGAAGAGAGCGAGUUAAACGCGAGGCAGCUAGGUUACCAUCGCGUAUAUACCGGCACUAUUGACAUGUUCCGGCAAACACGCGCUUCGAGCUCUUACGAGCAUUACGUUAACUGAUCAAACUCCUAACGUGUCUCCUUCGUGAUGAUUCCGUCUGAUUUACGAGUGUACCGCCAGAACAUGCGAUCACCUAAAUGGCUUACAUAAGUUGCGCGGUAACAUUAAUUACUUCGGGUAACCGUAUGCACAUCUUAUUCAAUAACAUCGUGAGUAUUACUUCAAGAAAUCCAAAUUGGUGACAACCUAUUAAAACUGCGUAAACACAGUUCGCGAAAGACACCUUCACGGAAGUUUCGGCACUCUUUCGUUUCUUCUUACGAAUACGAAAUAGAGUAGCCGGUUCUUGGGUCACUCGAUCACCAGUUACGUGUUCUAUUCCCAUUUUAAAUCAAUGACAUAAACUGCGGGCAGUGCUAGAUAAUUAUUAAAUAUUAAAUUCACCAAGCGAUAAUUCUUAUAAAAGCAACAUUGACAAGAACGAAAUUUAAACGAUACACUGUGUCACACAUAUAAUACGAGCUUAGUGAGGAACGUGAUGGUGACCUAGAAACGAUUUGAAGUGGUAACUUUAUCAUCUAAAUAGACAAAACUCGCAACGGUGCCAAGAAAAAAAAUCGAAGUGGGGGAUCAAGGAAUGCGGACGUUAUUCUUUCAAGUUGCUGUGUGUCUCUACGAGUCAUGUUCUACCUACGAUUAUAAAAUUUGCACUACCAAACGAGAUCUUUCUAAGCUGUUGUGGAUGUAGAAAAUCAUCUUUUGUUUCGUUUCAACGAAUCUUACUCGCUUAUAAUAUAUACUUCAUAUGGAAAAUAGAAAAGAAAAGCACGUAAAAGUAAGAUACAAAGAUGAUCGAUGUCGAUAAUAAGAAGUAGAGACUGUUGAAAAUAUCUGUUGAAGUAUCGUUUCUACAAUACCUCUGGUUCGUGGUUAAAGACGUGCCAAUGAUCGAGCUCGAGCAUUCCAUCUAUAAAGCGAGUAUACCAGGUUUGCCGUGGAGUUGACGCACUGACCGCGAUCGUUGCAUGAUAUCUCGUGUUUUUUGGAACACACGGUCGUGUGUGUGUUCCAGUCUCGAGUCUCGUGGUCGUAUUUUACGUUGAUUUUUAACGGACCUAUAUUGAAUCAAGCGUGCGUCGAAAGUGCGGUGAAAUAAAAAACAAAGUGCUGUGGCUUAAUUAAACGGUGAAGAUGGAGGAUACAGAAGGGAAAAUCACGCUGAGAAUUAGCAUGUCCGUGAUCGUGCUCGUGAGCACGUUGUUUGUUGGCGGCGUGCUGUUUGUAAUCGGUUACAUCGUUAGCCGGUUGUCACGGUCCAAUAAGCCUUCAGAUUCAAUAAAAAAUGGUACAGAAUCGGAAAAAGUAAAAUUCGAACGUUCGAGAGACUUAACGAGCGGAUCGACUGGAACAACCGGUGGUAGCAGCAACAAACGCGCCAAGAAAAAAAGACGCGAAAUACAACAAGAGUUUACGCAUUCGUGGAUGGUCGGUGUGCUGAAAGGACACACAGGCACAGUUUUGAAUAUGAAUUUUUCAAGUAACGGCAGAUAUCUCGCAAGCUGUGCCGAAGAUUGCGGCCUGGGGCCGGAACAAGAGAUGCUGGAUGUUGGGGAGACCAAUCGAUACGACAACUGUCAGGCGAAUCAUGAGACACCAGGUUCCACGGAGGGGACACUAUCAAGGAGCAACAACAGUUCGCCUUCCUCGACUUCCGCGUUGAUGACAAGUACCGCAUCCGGUGGCCAAUCUGCAACUUCGGACGAAGCAAAUUCGACGACGACACCGUCGCCUACGAAGGAAGAUCAAGCCAUUCUAAGUAGAUGGCAUCGUACCAGAACUCAACAACUUCGAGACGAUGAGCACAAGGACAAGCAGUCAAACCAAGAGAAACAACGACAUUGUCUACAGAUUCACUGUCUACAAUCGGUGAUCCCCGAGACAAAUUUCAUAGCGAGGAACACUUCGUGUUCCAGGAGAAUACAGAUUCACUGUCUAGACUCGGUGAUCCCCGAGACAAAUUUCAUAGCGAGGAACACUUCGUGUUCCAGGGUAAUACAGAUUCAGACUGAUUCUCAUAACGAGGGAAACAGGAACGACAGAGAGCUCGGCAACUGCACUAAGAGAAAGGAACUGCAGCAUUUUAGUGACGCGGUUCUCGCUUCAAUGCUUCGCAAAUACGCGCUCAGUGGGGAGCAGCUAGCUGACCUUGGCUAUCCCGUGGAGUACAGUUAUCCCUUGAGUUUCCCUUGCUACGCGGUGAUCAUCAACCAUUAUUAUCACCUAAUGGGUCAUCGAGUUCGCGACGGCUAUCAUCGAACUCGCGGCUAUCAUCGUUUAGACGUGAACGCGCGGGAAUUCGUUCCUGGCGGCAAGAAUUUUAAGUGGCCGACAGAGAACGGGGGGGACAGUGGACAUUGCACCGGAAGUUCGGUGGAGAAUUCCGAUCUGGAGCAAGAGAGUGCUUCGGAUAGUGAUAAGAAUUCGGACAUUAGCGAGACUUCCGAUUUUUCAUAUUCAUCUUCGCCCAAAGACGAGUCGAGUCGGAAUUCCUCGGUACUGGCCGUUGACGAAAGACUAUGUGCCAGAUGUCACAAAAUAUUCUACCAGAACCAGGACGACAGUGAAUACCUGUCGCACGAACCAUGCGUUUACCAUUGGGGCAAGCUACGUAAUCGCCUCAUAGGAGGCACUCGCUAUGAUAUAUGGGAAUGUUGUAGAGAACGAGGUAACGCCCAAGGCUGCACUAUAGCUCGAAUGCAUGUGUGGACGGGAUUGAGGCCAGGUUUUAACGGCCCGUUCGGUGGCUACGUCCGUACCAAUUUGGCGCAAGAAGUGCCCGCAGAUGGCAAUUACGGUGUUUAUGCUUUGGACUGUGAGAUGUGUUUUACGCUGCGCGGUCUCGAACUGGUCAAGGUCACCGUGGUAGACAUCGACGGCAGGGUCGUUUACGACACUUUGGUGAAGCCGGACGUCGAGGUGAUCGAUUACAAUACCAGAUUCAGCGGCAUCACUGCGAAAGAUCUGGAAACAGUGACGAAAACCAUUAGGGACGUUCAGAGAGAUCUGACCAGUUUCAUCUACGCGCAGACCAUACUCAUAGGACACGGACUAGAAAACGAUCUGCGUGCGCUCAAGUUAAUCCACACGACGGUGGUCGACACGUGCGUCGCGUUUCCGCAUUUCCUUGGUUAUCCUUAUCGUAACAGUCUAAAGACGUUAGCGAGAACGGUGCUAUAUAGAGAAAUUCAAGCAAAGGCGCACGAUUCCGUGGAGGACGCUAGAAUCGUGAUGGAUCUCAUGUUGAGAAAGCUGCAGCAGGACAACUCGUAGGACCGUUGAUGAUGAAAGAAGAAGAUGAAAAAGGAGUACAGUGAAUGAACCGCUGAACUUCUUCUUUGCGAGAUGCUCGAACAAACUGCACGGUGAAAAUCGAAUUUCUGUUUCAUCGUCGAGCAAUUUGAAAUUCGGACGUUUGCUAUUGCGUAAUUUCGCCGCGUAGAAUUCCAUCGAGAGAAGUUAGAAUGCGUAAACGUCGAUGGUUCACGAUCUUCGUCUUCUCAACUUGAUAAGAUGAAUUUAUUAUACAAACGUUAAUCGUGUCGACCUGCGCGAAUAACUUCCGUUAGUGUUCAGUUCCAAGUGAAGUCUGUGAUACGUAAUAAAGAUAAAAAAAUAAAAAUUAAAAAAAAUUUUAAAAAUAAAAGAAAAAGGAACACAUACAUAAUGCGGUCCCCGACGCGUUUAAACAGUGUUCAUUAUACGGGGCUCGCGUUUUUCGCUCGCACAGAUCGACAUAUAAUACAUACACGCGCAUACACAAUUCACACACUCAGUAUCAAAAAUAGACUAUAGCCAAUCUUUUGUACGAUGUACAUCGUUGCCGAGGAAAACGUUUGACUCGACUUUCUUUUCUUUUUUAUAUAUUAUAUAGAUUAAUAUAGAAUUUUCCCUCUCAAUGAAUCUCUAUCGCGAUUCUGAUGAAAGAUGUUAAUUUCCUUUAGCCGAUUUCUAUUUUUCUGACAAAUCUCUGCAUUUUUUAAGAUCCAAGAAAAAUAGAAACAUAUGAAUCAUUUAUGUUGGAAAAAUCGAUGCUCGAAAAAAUUAGUUUUGUUUUUAACGCUCUUUCCUUUCUUUAUACAUUAAAAAAAUGUAGAAAAUGUAACAAAAAUCGAAAAGUCGAAUCUUUUUACCCUCGGAAUAAAAAUAUUGCGUAUCGCGACUCGACGUGUUAUGCAUCUGAAAUAUAAUAUUUUCAAAAGUAACAACGAAUCGUACGAGUUCUUCUCAGAGUCGCAAGAAAAAUUCUUCGUCCUUUAUCGUUACAGGUGAAUUACGUAAAUUUUAUUAGCUAUGACAAUAGCAAUAAUAAAGCUUAUUACUCGAUGAUCCACCUAGCUCAAGUUCCUACUGGUAGAGAGACUUUGUUAUGCAACAAUAUUUCCUAUCCACGAAACAAUUUCCUCGGCAAGCGAUAUUAGUGGUGAUAUACAUUUACGCACAUUGUUUCUCAUACGUAGUAAUAUGUUUCGAGUUUCUCACACUUCGUGUAUCAUGUAAAAAUGUACAUUUGACAUGUGUGUAUAUAUAUAUAUGUAUGUAUAUAUGUACGUUUAUGCAUACAUGCAUAUGCUAUAUAUAUGUAUGUGCGCGCGUGUGUGUGUAGAUAUAAGUAUAUGCAUAUGUAUAUAUGCUUACACACGUAUGUACAUAGUAUGCAUAUACAUACACGUAUACACAUAUAUGUAUGCGUUUCUUAUACCUUGCGAUUUGCGACUUCUUCUCAUGCAUAUUUCAUCCCGCGUUAUUUUUUCGUACACGUACCGCGAGAGGAGGACACGCGGCGUCAUUGAUACUCGUAAGUGUCUCGGGCUUCCACAAUGGCUUGCAUUUAAAUUCUCCUCGAAAACGUCUAGAAAAUGCCGCUAAACGAGGACACACACGCAAAGAUGGAGAUAUUAUUUCGAAUCAACUAGCUUUUUAUUUUAUUUUUUUCCUUUUAAUUGCGAUUCUCUUUCUCUUUUUCUUCUUCUUUAAAUUAUAUUCUUCGGCAAUUUUUUUUUUUUUUUUUUUUCUUCUCGAAUCGGCAAGAGAUAAGGAUUUUCUUACGAUAAAAUGCCCGCUCUGUCCUCUUCGUGUUCGUCGAGCAAAACAGAAACGAAUGUACCUUAUCGCCGCGUGCGUGCGUGCCACUCCGCUCGUUCUUCGUCCAUAAUCGGUUAUCGAAUUUCUUCCCCAAGACAAAAGUGGCGAACGUGAGGCGAAUCGUGCGACAUUUUUAUAAUUGACCACAAUAAUCCAUUAUCUCGCGUUCAUAUGACACAACGUUUUCGUUUUAUACGUGUCGUCGCAUGUAAACGAUCGGGAAUACUCGAUCCGAAUCGGGAUCGAAUCCCUGAGAACCGUACGUCCGAUUUCGCCUCACGUUAUACGAAUUAAGACAGUGGAUAAUGUUCCGUGAUUUUAUACUUUAUUACCGACAUUAACCGAUGCCCUAUGCGUGCCUAUUUAUGUAUCAAACGUAUAGUAAAUAUAACGUACAUAGCAAUAUUUUCCCAAACGCACGUGGUUAUCUGUACAAAGUAUUCCGCGAUAGAAUUUUGCAUUUUCCUCCUUCCGAGAGCCGGGAAAAUUAUACUUCUGUGUAACAGGUUUUCACGAUGAAAAGCAAUCAUCCUUGGAAACCGGUGCUUUACACCAGUUGAAAUUAUUUUACUUAAUUUUAGCUCUGCCAUCUUAUGUUCAUGCCGACGUUUCUUUUUCUUAUUGUUGUUGUUCUUUUCUUUUUUUUUUUUUUUUUACCGUUUAAUUUAUGUAUAUUAUAAUUCGCGUCAAAACAUCGGAAAAACGUUUUCGACCUCGCAUCGGUACAUCGAUCUCAGCUUCUUGUACAUAUAUCAUUCGACAUUUUUUCGUUGCGAUAUUCAAACUUUUAUUCAAAACAUUUUGAAGAACUUUCAUAACGCGAACGAAUCUGUUGAUCGUCAUUGAAGCGCGAUAUAUUCAUAAGGAUUAUUUCAUUACACCCACGGUACCGUUUUCAUGUUAGAAAGUCACCUGGUACGAAUAUAGCAAUAUCAUUCAUCGCUUUGUAAAUAGCAUAAUAUUUAUUUUAGCGCAUCAAGAGGCAAAGUACCUGUGCAUUCUGUACGAAGAACGUUCCUCCGAUUUUCUCAGCCAUUACUUGCAAAAGUACAACGGGGAUCAUUACGGGGAUUCGUUCGCGAUCGAUUAAUUUUUGUUAUAUUUUCAUGUUCAUCUUUUUGUAUACCGAGAACAACUGAUUUAUUUUUCAUUUGUACCGUUUGAAUGACGUCCAAAUACUGGAAAAAUACAUUUAUUAUAUAAAAAAUAA